UAUUUACGUAAAACCAAUUAAUUUGGCCAUUUAUUUCUUUAACUACCGGAUCAAAGCUUCACAUAGUUAAAACAUUUGUGGGUGGGUUGCGGUAGCUAUAAAUUUAAAUGCCGAUAAUUGUUUAAGAAAUAGGCAUUUAUUUGGUGUGUUUAUUUUGGUGGUGACAAAUUUUCAAGUAUAGGUACUCACUGCGCUUAUCUAACGCGAGUGGUAACAAUUGGAUGAUUGAAAAUGAUACCAGAUAAUGUGACGUUGAUUGUUAAGGCUCCAAAUCAACAGAUUGAAGACCAGAACAUAGAAUGCCAAUCCUCAUGGACCGUAAGGCAGUUGAAGGGACACCUUUCGGAAGUUUAUCCCAGCAAACCGAGAACAGAAGAACAAAAGAUAAUAUACUCAGGACAACUGUUAGAAGAUAACACAAUUCUAAAAGAUGUGUUACGAACAUACGAAAGCCAAAUUGCUCACACAAUGCAUCUAGUCUGUACACCGAGCAGAAAAAUGCCGGAGCCCCAGCCUGAGCCUAACACUGAUGGGUUGAGACAAAGGAACGUCGACACCGAACAGAGGCCGGUCGAGACCGCUCGACCUGAAACCAGACAGAAUGAUCAAAAUCAUACUGUGGAAAUGCAAAAUUAUUUGAGUUCCUUUGUCAAUAAUUAUGGCCGGGUACCACCAUACCCAAAUUAUAAUAUGGGAGAAGGCUAUCUCCCAGUGCCGAACGAUCCAGCCUCUCUAGCCAACCACAUGAUGAUGAUGCAGCAGGCCUACUUGCAAUACAUGCAGCAGUAUGCCAACAUGUGGCAAGAGCCAGGUGCGGUUCCAGGGGCCGUGAACGAGCCGCCCGUGCCGCCGGCGGCGGCCGAGCCCCCCGCGCCUCCCGCUGAUGACGAGGAAGUGAUUCACCGCGACUGGCUGGACCAUCUCUACUCGGCCUCUCGCCUCGCCAUUUUGUUCUCACUCGUGUACCUGUACGGAAGCCCGGCGCGUUUUUUGCUGGUUUUAUUGUUGGCUGCAGCUGGAUACCUGCACCAAAUCGGCUUUUUCCGCGACCUUCAAAUGAAUCCCCAAGAGAACGCCCGCCCACCACCGCCACCGCGUGCGAACCGUGUAAACAACCGCGACAACAUCCCCGACAACCAACAACCAAACCAGGCACCUCGCGAAACCCGCGAAACUAUCGACAAUAACGUUACAAAUAACGUCAACGACAACCAACAGUCGUUAUUAGCCGUUACAUGGAUGAUUUUCACUUCGUUCUUUGCGUCGUUAAUACCCGACACUAAUUAGUGGAAUUGCGUUUUUUUUUUUUGUUUAAUUUAUAUCUGUAAAAAUUAUGUGUUAAACGAAUCUUCGCUCAGACUGUAACUGGACUAUCGCAAAGCCCGAAGCGGACAAAAUUUCUUAUUGGUACUAUUAAAAAAAAAAACUUCGUAUUCUAACGUCAGUCGUAAAAGACACGACAGCGUGACCGGGAGUGUAACGCAGGAGCUAUGGAUUGCAAAAUCCUAAGACAGCAAAUCGGUUUAUAUACGGACAGUUCUAAUAUAAGGACAUUUCAUGUUGUAUUUCAUUCAUUUACGUCACACCCUAAAACAUGGAAUACUGAAUCGUACAAUGUAAAUAACAAUUGUAACUUAUAAACAUUCUUGCUAUAUGGGACAAUGUUAUGUCGUGGAAAAAUAAUCUGGACCUCUGUCAUGAGUUAAUUGCCGCUGGUAACCGUUUCAGAUUGUUGACAAUUUUGUAUGGCAAAUUGCAACUGCGAAUAUAAGACACAUUCCAACGAGAAUUGUCUUAUAUUCAGCUGUAUGUAUAUUAUUACGUUGACCGUUUAGUACAUCUACCUUUACGCCAGAGCGCACCUUUGUGUGUACGUGCGUAACUUAGUUUCGAGCGGAAAAUUGAUAUUUUUGUCUAAGAUUGUCCAUGAAAAAUGAUAUGAAUUUUUAAUGUAUCAUAAUUUUUGUCAAUCGCGUAUAUAAUAAAAGUGUAGUUUUUAGCUGCCAAUUUUACGGAAAUCGCAAAAAGCUUUUAUUUUGCUUAACCAACGCCAUCUAGUGGCAAUUAGAUUACAUAAAACCGCGACGAUAAGCCUUAACAAUAUUACGAAUUGCUAGCGACAUUUUUAAUAUUAUCUAAAAAAGAGACGAACUUAAAAUAACGAAUUUGCCAUUGGAAUUUUGUACUCGUAUUAAUAAAUCGAUCUGAAGUGCCGGAACGCAUUUAUAAUGGAAUUAUAAUACGACCCGAAAGUUAAAAAACAUGUGUGCUGUGGUGUAACGGGCUGUUGUCCGCAACUCUUCGUCCAGGCGCCUAUUUUGCGUGUUAUAAACAUGAAUUCAGUCCAGUCUGCACGUCUGCAAUUAAGGCGUGCAUUCGUGAUCAACUGCUUGCAGUCGAGACGUCGACUACAUGCAGUCAAGGCUUCAACUGCGUGCAGUCGAUUGUUCAACUGCAAGCGUCGGCUGCAGUCAAUAUAAACGAUAAUCCGAGAAUCAAAAGUAGCAGUGACAUUCUUAAGGGAAUAUAUGAUUUUUGAAACUUUUCACUUUUUUUUUGUAACGCGCCUUUGUUUACAUUUUUGAUCACAAAUUCGGCCUCAGUAUUGUUGGGUAUUGCGGACGUGAAGUCCUUGAUAAAUUAAAAUUGUGGAUUUCGAUAGUAAUACAUUUAUUUCCAUAAUAAAAAGUAAGCUAUUAGAAUAAAAAAUGUUCUGAGUACAUUGAUAAAGUACAAACAACAUCUUUUGAGAUCAACAAAUACACAGACCUCCUGAAAUAGGCGCCGGGCGUUAACAGGUGUAGUACAUAUCGAAUUCGCUCAUGCGGACUUCUCUUGUAGCAGCCUAAGCUUUAUAUUUGAGAUCAUUUUUAAAUCCCUCUCAAUCAAUACAGUCUCGUUAACUUGAGUGGUGUCAUUCAAGAUGCCAAUAACUAUAGACUACUAAAACAAGAGAACAUGAAGUGCUUCCGAGAUCUUAUUUAAAUAUGCCUUUAUUUCAAAAGGUAAGCAAAUUACUCUUGAAAUCGAAACAAUCAAUUCUAUUAAUUCUUUAACUGCAUCCGUGGAACGCAAAGGUCCCAGGUUCGAUUCCCGGGCUUAUAAUUGGUGGUUGUCUAUAUGUGUGCCGAUGGCAGUCGCGACACAGGGUUUCCCUAGUGCGGGGCUACGAGUGCUUACGCGCUGUGCGCGCGUUAUUCGUAUGGUAGAUUCCCCUGAGAAGAAUAAGUAAGAAAGUUCGGGUAUUUCACUGCUAUUACAAUAGUGUUGUAACUCAAAAUAGGUGAUUUUCAUGAUCAUACUAUUGUUUAACGCAAAAUUUGAAUACAAGUUUUUGGUGAGCUAGUUCUCAACAAAACAGCCCUUACCCAAAAUUAUUAAAUUAUAUCCCCCUUUUUUAAUAUAUUUGGCAAAUAGGAAAUUAAGAUCCGGUCGAAUCGGUUCGGAACUUUGUUAUUAAUAAUAACAAACUAGUGAAGCAAUUUCACAAAAAAAAAAAUUGAAUAUCAUGAUAGUAAAACAUCGUGACAUU
Messenger RNA from Hyposmocoma kahamanoa, 3532 nucleotides. It is a transcript of the gene Herp, whose product is annotated as homocysteine-responsive endoplasmic reticulum-resident ubiquitin-like domain member 2 protein. The record is from RefSeq and is a predicted model, not a curated record. The coding region runs from base 232 to 1287 and encodes 351 amino acids. NCBI's taxonomy places the organism in Eukaryota, Metazoa, Arthropoda, Insecta, Lepidoptera, Cosmopterigidae. Gene Ontology annotation, molecular function: protein binding. The transcript has 5 exons. Gene Ontology annotation, biological process: endoplasmic reticulum unfolded protein response.